Molecule: messenger RNA, 933 nt
Organism: Linnemannia hyalina
Lineage: Eukaryota; Fungi; Mortierellomycota; Mortierellomycetes; Mortierellales; Mortierellaceae
Source: the annotation of a GenBank genome assembly
AUGUAUAAACGCCACAACUCCAAGAUCUAUACCCUGCCUGUACUGAGGUACGACGACCUCUUGAAGUGUGCCAGGACCGGUGCCCCCCAUUCCGGGCUCCUCUUUCCCCAUCCCGGUGUCUUUGUUAUUACCAUGGUCAGGACAUAUUACACCCUCCUCAUUAAGCUGGAACUCCAGUGGCAUAUGCGAGUUCCCAAGAAAACAAAUAGGUCCGAAGACAAGUCGGUCGUCACACUCAGGAACUUUGGGGAAUACAUUGGAUACGACAUUUCCCGAACCACGCUAUCCAAUUUCAUCCGAAAGGAGAUACCUCUUCGACAAGUGGCCGACCUGCUACCCGUCGAGUCCAAGUGCAUUGUCAACCGCAAGAACAGGAUUGUGGAGGAGGUUCUAGUUCUAUGGCUGGAGGACCAAAGGUCGAGACAUGUUCCUGUCGAUGGCAAGAUUAACGAGGCCGCCCAGGUGACCUAUGCCGUCGCACCCUUCUUCUGCUUGACUCCUGUCCUGCGCACAAUGACAUCGACGAUCCCGAUCCAGCAUACGGCUGCCUCAAGCAUUGGAACACCUCAGGAGCAGCAGGAAACCAUCCAAUUUUCACGGCGCAACGAUUAUGAACAGGAAGCACGGUUGCACUUUGAGCAUCUUAUUGUCGGAGUAUCCGAGGCCAACGACUGGAACUGGAUAUUUAUUUCCACAGGAACAAAGGAUGCAGAGGAUCUAGCCGAGGAGUCAUUGUCAGCCGAACCUGUUAUGAAGGGGGUGAUUAGCGAGCCAGCCCUGUUACCUGUCUCGAGCCCAGUUUGCACGGCGCCAUAUGAUACCGACGAGCGUGCAAGCUCUCCUCUAGCUGAUAACGUCUAUACGAGGGGCAUACAGAUCAUGAAGCACAAGGCGCCAGCACUUGGUCUGAUGGAAAUUGGGACACGUCGCUGA